CAAACAGUAAACUGCGUGUUCAUGAAGUCAAGUUUUUAGUUGAGUUAUACAAAAUCUACAGAUUAAUAUCGCAAAAAAAGCUCCCUUUCCUCACAGCGUAUAUGACGUAUUUGCUGUGCGACGGACGUCGGAAGACAUGCGAGCUACUGCUACUGUUGUGUCUUCUUAGCUACACUAGCGUACAUAAAUGUUGUUGUUGAGGGGAUUAUAAAGUAUUUUUAUUUAACACAUGUUAACGCCAAGUUACAGUGCACUCGUGUUUAUUCAAACAGUCAAAGACAUCGACGAAGAAGGCGACAGCUGACUUUCAUUCAAUGAAGCGUUGGCAUCACAAUUAGCAUUUUUUUGUUGCAACGAUAAUAAUAUCCAGCAUUCGACGCGGCCCAGCUUCCAAACGGAUUUACAUUUAAACGCAUCGGCCAUUAAACGGUGACGCGCUGGCGCAGGUUGCAGGGUGUCCGUGGAUAAUGCGAGACAGUGGCGGUAGCCUGACCCAGAACCGCUGGCAGGGAGAUCUGGGUCUGACUGCUGUGGGCCAGGACGACACCGGAGGAGGCGGGAUCCCAGCAGACCACCUCAUCGUCCCGGUUUCGGACCACAGCAUUCCCAGCCCGAUGCACCUCCGACUGGGCCAGAAGGAGAAUGCAUGGCAGGGUGAGUUUGUCGAGGAUGAGGACGAGGAGGAGGAUGAGGAGGAGGACGAGGAGGAGGAAGAGGAUGGGAUCAGCUGGAUCGAGGCCAUCGGUGAUGAGGAAGACCAUCCCAAACUGAAUGUGGGGGGUGCUGAAUUUGAGGGGGAUUGUUGGGAAGAGAACGAGGCAGAAGAAGAGUAUCAUGGAGAGCAGGUGGCCGUCGUGGAAAGGAGCAUCCCUGACUUUUCCUCCCAGUCCGCCCAGUACCCAAAUGUUGCACCGUCGCAGAGGACAGAAGACGACGGCGUUGCAGACGAGGCAUAUUCCCAGGCCGGAGCGCUAGGACGUCACUUUUUCCAGUCCCGUCGUAACAGCUUCCGCUCUCUGCGGCGCUCCCGCCGCCGUUUACGGCUCCAUGGCGGCACCGGCUUCCGGCUCAGCCAGCACUGGAAGAGCUGGCGGCAGCGUGCCCAGUGGGCGUAUUUCCUGUGGCUGCGAUGGAGCCUCAAACGAAAGUACAAUUGUUACGGAAAACACAGGCGGGUAAAGCGCUACCGGACAUCUCCACACAUGGAUGAUGAAGACCAGCGCGAGGCUAACGUGAGGUUCACGCAGCCAAGUAAAGACAAGCGGUGUAGCGUCUCGUCGGACAGACCAGGAGACAGAGGAAGACAGGAAAUCCAGGCCAAACCAGCGGAGCCUUCGCUUUCCGAAGAACACAUGAGCUGCGUGACUGGUAUUCUUGAGGAAUCGCUGCAGAAGUACGGCAGUUUGAUCCCAGUCCAUGUCGAAGACAUCACGGAGAGGCUUCAGGACAUCUUCGCAGAUAACUUUUCCCAACCGCACAGGAAAGCGGUGGUCCAACACUUAAUACAGUCCUUCCAGCGCUCCUCUGGGUCCAGUCUGGCCAAAACGUUUCGAGUCAACUACAAACGCCACGUCCUGACCAUGGACGACCUCGGUACGCUGUACGGGCAGAACUGGCUCAACGACCAGAUUAUGAACAUGUAUGGCGAUCUGGUCAUGGACUCGGUUCCAGAGAAGGUUCACUUUUUCAACAGCUUUUUUUACGAUAAGUUGAGGACUAAAGGUUACGAAGGCGUCAAGCGGUGGACAAAAAACGUGGAUAUCUUCCAGAAGGAUCUGUUGUUGAUCCCCAUCCACCUGGAAGUCCACUGGUCCCUGGUGAGCGUCGACAUUCCCCGCAAAGCCAUCACCUACUUUGACUCUCAGCGGACGCUCAAUAGACGCUGCCCAAAGCACAUUUUUAAGUACCUGCAAGCAGAAGCCAUCAAAAAAGAUCAACCAGACUUUUUGGCCGGGUGGAAGGGAUUUUUCAAAAUGAACGUGGGGCGCCAAAACAAUGACAGCGACUGCGGGGCGUUUGUGUUGCAGUACUGCAAGUGUCUGGCGCUGGGGCAGCCGUUUGAUUUUGGCCAGCAGGACAUGCCGCGCCUGCGGAGGCAAAUGUACAAAGAACUGUGUCACUGUAAGCUGACCCUGUGACCCCUUGCCUCCCGCCAUUGGAGGAGGGAUGCUGGCCAAGAUGGACGGCCAACAUCAGCUUCUUCUUCUACUACUUGUUUGUGUCGUCCCCCGCCUGUAGUCAUCAACUCUAAUGCCGUAACAUUCUGUAUAUAAGCGUACGACGCAAGAAUUCUACUGUUCCACUCUUUAACUCUGACAAUCGGCGACCACCCUCCCGGGAGAAAAUUGACGCAUCGUGGGGCUCCAGUGCCACAGGUUGGAGCUCCCGUUAUCAAGGUCAUUGACUUUUUUUCUUCGUCAGUAAAUAGGUCUCAACACUUUGCUAAAUGUGGAUUUUUGUGGGGGAGAACACACAAAUUGGCUUUUUUUUAUUGUGACAUUUGAGUUCCAAAAUGUUAAAAAAAAAAAAAAAAUGUUGGAGCCGCUCUUUUUUUUUUUUAUUUGUUUUUUGACUCUCCCCCAAAAGUGAGUUGAUGCAACUGUUUUAUAUAUCUUCUACAAUGCAUUCUGGUUACUCAAAAUUAAAAAUGUGGCCUACCAGUG
This is a messenger RNA of Doryrhamphus excisus (bluestripe pipefish), 2663 nucleotides long. RefSeq lists its product as uncharacterized. Lineage: Eukaryota; Metazoa; Chordata; Actinopteri; Syngnathiformes; Syngnathidae. Gene Ontology annotation, cellular component: nucleus. Gene Ontology annotation, biological process: protein desumoylation; proteolysis. The record is from RefSeq and is a predicted model, not a curated record. Gene Ontology annotation, molecular function: deSUMOylase activity.